Messenger RNA from Triticum turgidum subsp. durum (durum wheat), 300 nucleotides. The record is from the annotation of a GenBank genome assembly. NCBI's taxonomy places the organism in Eukaryota, Viridiplantae, Streptophyta, Magnoliopsida, Poales, Poaceae.
AUGAAGAGGAGCAGCGUGGUGUACAUUAUUGCCGUUUUGUUCAUCGGGUGCCUUCUUAUUGGUGGACAAUGUCGGCCUGAGCCUGAGAGCACCAACGAAGAUGGCCGUGCCAGCGCGACAAUGGUGGUCUCAUCAUCAGAUGAUAACAAAAUUACGGUGAAAUUUUGUGUUAUUAGGGAUUGUAAGACCAAAGAUGAAUUCUUGGGCUUGAAAGGAGCGUGCUUCUGCUGCCUCAAUCGGUUGGACGUACCGUGUUUUCAUACCCAAGAUGAGUGUAAGAAGAAUUGCCCAUCAAUCUAA